Molecule: messenger RNA, 1047 nt
Organism: Amphibalanus amphitrite
Lineage: Eukaryota; Metazoa; Arthropoda; Thecostraca; Balanomorpha; Balanidae
Product: lectin-like
Exons: 4
Coding region: 178-867 (229 amino acids)
Source: RefSeq, a predicted model, not a curated record
GGGAAACACAGCGUGUCAGGCGGCCUUGGCGGCCCAUAUGGAGCGCCGUCGAAAGUGGUCAGCAGGGGGAUCGCGUGAGGCGGCCGACGGCGGCGACGGGCGCCCGAUUCCUGGUCAGCUACCUUCCCCGACCGAACAAUGGCCACCGCGGCGCUGGGCGAGCGGUAAAAAUCGCCGAUGACGGCCAGCUGGGCGGCUGGCAGUGUGUCGGCAGGGCGCGCCGACAGUCUCGGCCAGGUCUCCGGCACGGCAGCAGGGCGGCCCGCGGCCCCAGCCGCUACACCCGUCCAGAUGCAGGCGUCGGUGCUGCUCUCUGCCGUGGUGCUGGUCGCCACGCUCGGCGCCCAGCCCGGCCACGGCCAGCGCUGGAAGCUCGAUGACGGAAAGGUGGUCUUUGAACGGGGAAAACCCGAGAAGCCUCGCACCGCGCCGAAAUCCGCCAGCAACGGCCACUACGGGAUGUUCUACUCGUUCCUGGACCCGCUGCUGGCCAGUCGUCGGUUCAGCUGGCAGCAGAGCGAGGCCAUCUGCAACUUCCAUGGCAUGACGCUGGCCUCGCUGCAGGACGACCGCAAACACUUCAAAGUCGCCCGCCUCAUGGGAGUGCUCAAGGUGGACGGGGUGUGGACGUCCGGCGCGCGCAGCCAGUACGACUUCUACUGGGGCCUGGGCGAGCCGGUCAGCUACAGCCGCUUCAAGGGCUGGUCCCGAACGGGCGCCGUCGGCCGCGGACAGCCCGACAACGCCGGCGGCGACGAGCACUGCCUGGCCGUGCUCAACAACGCCUUCGGCGACGGCAUCACCUGGCACGACGUGGCCUGCGACCGGCGCAUGGCCUUCGUGUGCGAGCCGCCGCCCGACGACUAGCCGCCGCUGUGCCGGACAGCGCCCCGCCGGGCUCCACUCAGCUGCCAGCUCGGCCAGCGCCUGAUGCCGGCAGCUGGUGAUGGAAAAUGAUACCUUCUUGUGCCGGAUUUCCCGAAGUCAUAAUGGGCGAGAACGUAUUUUCUCGCGUUAUGCAUAGGGAGUAAAGAAAUUUGAACUGUA